AUGCAAAACAGAGAGAAACAACGGGUCUCCGUCGCCGCCGCCACGUCAUCACCAGCAACCAUUGGUUCACGGGCGAGGAUUCUAUCGUCUCUCGUGAAACUCAACCCUUUUGGUAAGUUAAGAACGAAUGACCUAAACAAAGACAAAACGCCACCGUUUAGCGUCUUCUGCGCAAGAACCGAACUCUACUCGUUCCCGAAGUCACAAAGUGAGGCGGCGGCGAGAGUUCAAACGUCAGAGAGUUCAUCGGAAACUACAUCUCUGACUGGUGGUUCUUUUGAUGCGUACGGAAGUUGCGGCUUACUUAGGUAUGUUGUUGCACGGAACCUUAAGGAAGUUGCGGGAUUGAGACUUGGAAUCUUCUAA
Messenger RNA from Arabis nemorensis, 366 nucleotides. NCBI's taxonomy places the organism in Eukaryota, Viridiplantae, Streptophyta, Magnoliopsida, Brassicales, Brassicaceae. The record is from the annotation of a GenBank genome assembly.